Messenger RNA from Populus nigra (black poplar), 1144 nucleotides. Its product is annotated as ethylene-responsive transcription factor ERF026-like. The record is from RefSeq and is a predicted model, not a curated record. Gene Ontology annotation, biological process: regulation of DNA-templated transcription. The transcript has a single exon. Lineage: Eukaryota; Viridiplantae; Streptophyta; Magnoliopsida; Malpighiales; Salicaceae. The coding region runs from base 264 to 797 and encodes 177 amino acids. Gene Ontology annotation, molecular function: DNA binding; DNA-binding transcription factor activity.
CCCUAUCUACCCAUAACCUCUAAAUUCAUCUUCUUCUAGACCUUUUUCCUUCACAUAUAGAUAUAUUUAUAUAUCCUCUGCCAAUAUUAAUGUGCCCCAAAUAAACCAAACUCACCCACCGUUAGCAUUACAUUUUGACCCUAAUUCUCCUAUACUAGUGAACCCACUUGACCCUAUAUUGUCACAAUCUAUCCCUAUACAACACAUGUGAAAAAUAUCCAUCUCCAAAAGAUCUUCCUCCUCAGCAUUCUAAACCCACCACCAUGGCCACGACUUCUUCUAACUCCAAAAGGCACCCAAUGUAUCAUGGAAUCCGGUGCCGCGGUGGUAAAUGGGUGUCUGAAAUCCGGGAGCCACGCAAAACCACUCGUAUAUGGCUUGGCACAUUCCCAAAGCCGGAGAUGGCGGCAGCAGCCUAUGAUGUUGCAGCCCUGGCCCUAAAAGGUAAUGUUGCAGUUCUUAACUUCCCAAGUUCUGUUGGGAUCUAUCCAGUGCCUGCUACGGCAUCAUCCACUGAUAUUCGCAAUGCAGCUGCUGCUGCUGCUGCAUUAAAAAAGGCUGAACUGAGCUACAAUGAAGCGUUAGUUGAUCAACCUAGAAAUGACCAUAAUGCCAUUGGUGCGUAUUUGGCAUCAAGCGGAGAAGAAUUUGUUGAUGAGGAGGCACUGUUUGAUAUGCCAAAUUUGCUGGUGGACAUGGCAGGAGGAAUGCUGCUUUCGCCACCAAGAAUAACCUCGCCACCGUCUGAUGAUUCACAGGGAAAUUCUGAUGGAGAAAGUCUGUGGAGCUAUUUUUAAUAUUGAUCUUUACAACUUCAUGAAUGGAUUAACAGCAUAAAGAAAGAAACAAGAGGAUACGGAAGUCAUUACUGUGACCUUUUUUUUCUUUUUUGGACGAUUUUUCCUGUCCUGAAGUAAGAACUGAGCAAUAAGAAAAUGAUGGAGGUUAGGAUGUGAAACGAAAACAGGAUAAAAAUAAAUAAAUCAAAGAGCACUGAACCAGUGAUCACGUACGUAGUGAGUUUUUGAGUUUGAGACGGAGAACAGCAAGUUAGGGUUGCAUUUCUUUCCAUGUGAGUGCAUUGUACAAUAGUCUAGCUAGCUUGUAAUUAAUAUAUUUUUUGGCUUUGCUUUUUAAGAUUGUA